Scylla paramamosain (green mud crab) is the source of this 3551-nucleotide messenger RNA. RefSeq names its product homeobox protein Hox-B1b-like. Gene Ontology annotation, cellular component: nucleus. The coding region runs from base 35 to 1267 and encodes 410 amino acids. The transcript is spliced from 2 exons. Lineage: Eukaryota; Metazoa; Arthropoda; Malacostraca; Decapoda; Portunidae. Gene Ontology annotation, biological process: regulation of transcription by RNA polymerase II. The record is from RefSeq and is a predicted model, not a curated record. Gene Ontology annotation, molecular function: DNA-binding transcription factor activity, RNA polymerase II-specific; RNA polymerase II cis-regulatory region sequence-specific DNA binding.
CCAUUGUAACACUGCGAGAAGUGUGUUAAGAGUUAUGAGGAAGUGUAGCGUGAGUGAGGGAAUGAGUGUAGCGUGCGGUAUGUGUACCUGUGUUGUGGGCGGGGCGUGUCAGCGUGUGGGCGGGGCCAGGCGCAGGAGGGUGCCGGGGGCGGCGGGCGCGGCGGGUCAGUAUGAGGGACGCCGCGGCCCCAUGAACACCACCAACAUGGUGUACGGGGUGUGCAACGCCGAAUCCGGCUAUCACAGCCAGCCCUACUGCAGCGAGCUGCAGCACUACUACGGCCAGUGUCAGAGCCAUGAGGCGGUCCAGGGCCAGACCUACAUUCCGCCCGCCCUCACGCCCACAGACCACCACCGGCCGCAGCACACAAGUCUUCAGGACGCUCAUGUCCCCUCCUCCUACACCAACCUGGAUGACUACAGCAGCGUGUGCUACCCGGGACACGCCGCGAGUGGUAUGGCGGGCACGCAGCACCAUGUCUCGCAAAGCUACGACUACACGAGCGCUGUGCAGGCGGCGGCUGUGGCGGGCGGCGUGGGCGGCCAGACGGGCGUCAUGUCUCCGGCGGGUGCGGGAGGCUACCCGGGCUACUUGGAUCCCGCAGCACAAUACCGACACAUGAGCAUGGGACUGUACGCCCACCACGAGGGCGUGAGGGAUGCCUGUGGGGUGGGCGGCAUGAUGACCGGAUCGCCACACGCGCUCCCCCAUCACCAGCCACAGCAGUCCGUGCCCACGUACAAGUGGAUGCAGGUCAAGAGGAAUGUACCCAAGCCAGCGCCCAAGACUGACUAUGGGGGCUUUGGGGGCGGCACAGGACGCACCAACUUCACCACCAAACAGCUGACGGAGCUCGAGAAGGAGUUCCACUUCAACAAGUACCUGACUCGCGCCAGGCGGAUCGAGAUUGCCUCAGCGCUGCAGCUCAACGAGACGCAGGUCAAAAUUUGGUUCCAGAAUCGACGAAUGAAGCAAAAAAAGAGAAUGAAGGAAGGACUCAUUGCUCCCGAACCCCCGACUGUUUCAACCCCGAACGAGAACAGCAACGACUCAGACUCCACAGCCACGACGGGUGGCAGCACGGGCGGCGGCUCCGGUGGUGGCGCAUCCGGCGGCGGAAAUGGCGCAGCGAGUGGCGGCGUCACCACUAAGUCAGAGUCGCCGGUGUCAGGAGGUGGCAGCGACUCUCAGCCCUUACAAGUUCCCACUUCGACCAGCAAAUCCAAGACGCAAGCGCUGCCCGCCACGACCCAAAGCCCCUCGUAAGGGUAAGGCCUGGGCCUCGGUGCCCGUCAGAGCUUUAACUUGGGUUGUGACCUGGGCGGCCUCGAGCAGGGAAGACUUCCGGCCGUCUACAGUUCUUCGCGAGUGCCGGGCUCCCCCAACGGUCUCAGGGUCCUCUUAUCAUCCCUUGCCGCAGUAGGGCCCCGGUGAGGAGCAGCAUCCGCCAGCCAGCGACGCCCACAGCGAGGUCAUCGCCGCCAGCAGUCUGCCACGCCACCCGGCCCUCCUUCCUCGUGAUAUUACAGGAAGCAUCUUGAACGUGCCUCCACCAUUGCGGCUAUACACAAGUGUGUGAUGAAAAAAAUAGACUUUAUCCAUAUCUGCUUUUAUUAAGUGCACGAGACAUUCAGUAUAGGUAGUGAGAGGUGUGCAGAGGGACCCGGAGUGAGAGGACACUUUGAAGGGACCUCUUUGGAAAUUAAUAAUUCCAGAAGAGGAGGGCAGCAGGAUCCCGCCUGGCGACGGCACGGUGGUGGCUGUUAUCAGCUUCUUGCUCAGGGAACUGUCACUUGGUGCAGUAGCCUUCAUAUUAACUAUAUUCCCGCUGCUACUGGAGCGGUGCUGUCGGGCUGUCGGUCACUCUCAUGCUGUUCCAACCCGUGUGAGCUGUCGUCUUCUCUCCUCCUUAGCCAUACUGUGCAAUAUUUCACACACCGGAGCAUGAUUGGCUGUCACAACUCAUGAGAAGGGGAGAGAAGUUUCAUCGUGCGGUGGCAGCAGUAGUAAUUCGAGUGUUAUGUACAGUUCUGUACACAAUCAAGGACAUGAAAUAUAAAUACUUAUAUAUAUUUAAAUUUAUAUUUUUCUGAUACUCGUAUACUAUAAAACACAUUGUAAAAAUAUCAUUGUCACAUUAUGCCUUCGCAUGUGAACCUCUUAUACGCAGGUUUCCCAUUUCAUAUCGCCUCAUUAGUGUGGACUCCCUGUGGCACUGACGGAUGCAUGCCCAUUACUUCACGGUAGGUUCACCUUAGUCUCGGCGGGGCUGGGGGAAGGUGCAUGCCUUCCUGCAGACCGCACACCCGGCCCCGCCCCGCACCGCCUCGCCCGCCGCCGGCCCAGGGACGGGGUGGCGGCGGGGCCAGACUCAACUCAACCGCACCUGGAAGUUCCCACAUCAACCAGAGAAGUUUCCUGAGACAAACUUCUUUGAUGAGAUUGUUGUUGAUUUUCCUACUUACAAGUAAACUACAAUAAAACGGUACUGGGGCUUUUGGAGCAAACUGGACCAUAGGUGCAAAAUUUGUUCUAACAGACGCGCGCUUCACGUUACUAACAACUGGAAUAAAUCUGUACAAAAAAGUAGCAUUUUUUUUUAAGCAAUGGGACUGUGGACAACAGAAGUGAAGAACCGAAACAACACAGUGUUCUUGGGCGUCCGGGAGCUGAGACACUAUUUUUGUAAUCACAAGGAUUCUUUCCAUUCCUUCCUUCCUCCUCCUGCGAAUGUGCCUCCUUCAUUAGAAACAUUCCACACGCUGACUCUCCUCCUCGUCCUCCUCCUCCUCCUCCUCCUCCUCCUCCUCCUCCUCCUCCUCCUCCUCCUCCUCCUCCUCCUCCUGGCGCCCCACCAGUCGUCAAGGUACCAGCAGCUUGGUGCAGGAGUCCCAAGCCGCUCCUCCUCGGCGAUAAUGUUCUCAAAUUAUUAUUUUUUUUUUUUCCGAAUUGGGAAGAAGACAUUUCAUUUUCAUAAUUUAUAUAUUGAACGUCUUUAUUUUUGCUAUGUGAUGAGUGAAUGUCAGUGCGUAAUCGCGUGUGUGUGUAUGAGGACUUGUGUAUAUUUUGUAUAAAGCGUCUAUUGGUAAGAUUCUAAUAUAUGAAAUUUAUAAAGAAAAAUUAAUAAACAUGAAAAAAACCCAUUGUGCUUUAAACCGACGCUGCCAGACGCCCACCCUCUCCCUCCCCCAUUCCUCGUUUCUCUCUCUCUCUCUCUCUCUCUCUCUCUCUCUCUCUCUCUCUCUCUCUCUCUCUCUCUCUCUCUCUCUCUCUCUCAUAAAUCCGUAGAGAUCGCCUCCUUCCGUCCCUCCCCCUCCUCCUCCUCCUCCUCCUCCUCCUCCUCCUGGUCCUGCAGGGUGCCACUCCCCGCUGUACAUACAAGCUGGAGGCCGUGACCUGACCCUCCCUCCAGCGGGUCGUCGCGUACACACCAGCGCCGCAGCAGCUGUGUACCUCCCGAUAUUUUUAUCACCACUGUCCUCCUCACUCAUAUCAGUGUAAAUUAUAACUCUGGAAUGAUGAGCUUUUCAAUAAAGUAAAUAUUGACUAA